CGGGGGCUGGGGCGGCGGCGGCCAUCUUGGGUUUCGGCGCGAAGUCAGCGGGCUCCCGGGGACCGGAGCGGCUGUGUUCCCCAGGGAGCCAUGUUGGGUUCGGGCAGCCUGAGCCCUCCCGCUGGGGCCAUUUUGGGGCCGGGCAGAGGCGCGCCGCCGGGUCCAUGGAGUGAUUGGGUGGAGGAAGGCGGUGUAUCCAAUCUCCUGUGAAAUAUUGAAAGGCAAACGUUCUGAAGAAGUUGAGAUGAAAUACCUCUGUUUUUGCCAAAGCACAGAGGAAUGGGAAGCAGUGUGUGUGGUGUCUUCUCAGUCCGUAUCAUCUCAGUCUAGUCUUGGGGACUAGAGUUACAGAAAGACUAGGAUAAUGAUAAAGUGGUGCAAAUAUCCAGGGCACUGUUACACUGAUAGGAAGAUCCAGGACUGCUGCUGCUCUUACUUUCAUACUUUCAGAAGCAGGAGAAGCUACAGGGUCACAGCAGUGAGGUGAUCAGAUGGCUUUUAUAGUGGGUAGAAGGAACCCAGGCAGCCGUGGAGGAUGUUGCAGCAGCAGCGUUCCCUGUGCUGCUGCUGUGGAGAAGACCUGCCGUCCUCGGCAGCCCCGUGUGCGGCGCACCUCUUCAUUAGACACCAUCGUGGGCUCGUACCUAUUGGGUCAGUGGCCGAGGGACACUGAAGGAGCUUCCACUUUGUGCAUGAAUGACAAAGCUACCCAGCCAUGUUUCUCAUCACUUCAGACUCCAGUGUCCUGGCAUGACGCGGAAGUGGGGAAGGCCAGCUGCAGUGCUCACAAGCGUUCUGCUUCUUGGGGUAGCGCAGAUCACCGCAGAGAGAUUGCCAAACUGAAGCAACAGCUCCAGCGAACAAAGCUAAAUGGCAGAAGUGGCAAAGAAAAGGAGAAGAGCUCCCCGCUUCAGGGGGACCAUGCUGUCUUUGGAUCGCUCAGGGACACUCCUUCAGGCUUCCUUUCUUCAUGUCCCAUUUUGAGGUUCAGCCCCUGCUUGCAUAGGAGCCUGGAAGGGCUAAACCAGGAACUGGAGGAAGCAUUUGUGAAGGAACAGGGAGACGAAGAGCUUUUGCGGAUAUUGGAUGUCCCAGAUGGCCACAGGGCACCAGCGCCUGCCCAGAGAGGUUCUCAAGAUGCAUCCCUCACCUUGGAGCCUGGCAGUGACAGCUGUAGCAGCCUCUCUCUUUCUCCUUCUCCUUCUGUGCCUCUCCGCCUUUCUCCCCACACCCCGGUGAGACUAGCAGUGGGAGAGCUGUCCUCUGCGGCAGAUGAGGUGCAGCCAGAUCCAAAGGAGAAAGAAGAGGGCAGCCCUUCACCAGUCCUAGCCUUUGCUGCUUCUCCUCGACCCAACCACAGCUACAUGUUUAAACGGGAACCUCCUGAGGGAUGUGAGAAAGUCCGGGCCUUUGAAGAAGCUUCCUCCCCCAGCCCUGAUCAGCCUUUCCAGCCUUCCUGCCCAGAUAAGAACAAAGUGCACUUCAACCCCACUGGUUCUGCCUUCUGCCCUGUGAGCCUGGUGAAGCCCCUCUUCCCAAAUGUGGGCUUCCUCUUCAGGGGUUUUCCAGCUUCUUCCAGCCCUGGCACAGGCACAUUUACAUCCUGUCAGGCCACACCCCCCACCCCAUUCCUUGGGGUGCGGAAGGACGCUGCAGUAGAAGGCUUCAGCGAGGUGUCCCAGUCUCCUUCACUGAACUAUGACCACUGGAAGCAUGGCCAGGCAGAGGAGAGCGUCGUCUUCCACAGCUCUCUGGUGGUGUGAAGCCUUUGGGAAAGCUAGCCAUAGCCAGCACCAGCAGCUAUGGCUCAUCAGUGUGUCUCUGCUAGCCUGCGGAGACUAGUGCCUUGAAGGUGGGAUGUGACAGCCAAGAGGCAGCCCUGGGACUGCGAACAGCAGGCUGCCUCUGAGGAUGAUAGAAGCUGUGAAGUCCAGCGUGCCACGGGACUACUCACUGCUGGAGGGGCUUGUUUCUCUGAGCCUCCCCUGUGAAAGCACUUUCCUGUGUUGAAUUGUCUUUGUUUCCUGUGUGAUUGUUUUGCUGGUGGAGAGCGGCCGGGCGCCGCUGCAGGGAGCAGAGGCAAACUCCUGUGCAGUGGCUCUGUGAGUGAGGCUGAGCUGGGAGAAUGCAGGUGGGGCUCCCUCAGGACCCCUCACCCCGUAGCCUGCAGGGGCCUGUAGGACCACUGCCCCUGGAUGUACUGGGGCAGGAAACGGUGUGGAUCUGCACCAGUAGGACUGCUCAUCUCCCUCUGAGCACAGAGAGGGCUGAAGAGCAGCAGAUCCCUGACCGUGCCUCCCUGAGCACCUUUACCCCUCAAAGCAAGCCUGCAGCUUGAGGAACGCUGUGUUUUGGGGAGCACAGGUGACUGCAUGCAGCUCCCACAGAUCCGUGCACUGGAAAGCCUGUGUGACUGAGGGUGAGGGAGCUGCCUGCCUGGUUUCCCUGUGCCUGCGGACAGGGUUACAGGUGCCUUGGCUGUGCUGCAGGGAAGUGAAAACGGGCAUUGCCCAAAGGUCCCUGCUGGGAGGGGGGUUGUUGCUGCUGUAGAGAAACUACCUGCUGCUUUCCAGCCCAGGCAGCCUGGCUGAGUGGGGAUGGGUGCAGGGGGCUCUGGGACCCCUCUGCCUCACUGGGGGUGGCUGUAUGGAAGCACUGCGCACCCCGCAGCGCUCUCCCAGCCUGUUUGUUGCCUUAGAAGGUGAUGCAGUAACAUGGGAACAUUGGUUGUGAAGCCUCCUGACAAAAUAUUUGGUUUUGUGUUCUGUUGCAACGGCUCUGGGUUGUAUUGAAGAAGCUGAUUUUCUUGUAUCUGAUGUAGAAACUCUAUUUUCUUCCAAAGACACUAUUUUUGCAGCUGUUUGAAGUUUAUAUUUUAUGUAUGUAUUGCAAAGCCUAUAGGAGGAAUGUUAGCUUUGGAGUUCUUGUCCUGUGUUUUAAAGGGGUUUUCUUUGCCGAUGCUGGUGUUGCCAGUUCAAAGGAAGCAAAAUAAAUAUUUCGAGCAUCCAAAA
This is a messenger RNA of Falco peregrinus (peregrine falcon), 3011 nucleotides long. RefSeq names its product family with sequence similarity 117 member A (gene FAM117A). The transcript has 11 exons. NCBI's taxonomy places the organism in Eukaryota, Metazoa, Chordata, Aves, Falconiformes, Falconidae. The coding region runs from base 492 to 1763 and encodes 423 amino acids. The record is from RefSeq and is a predicted model, not a curated record.